AUCAACAAACAUCACGAUGGUGAGAGCGAGAGCAAAAGCUACGGAGAAGACCCACUUUUGGACGGACGAAGAGACGAGAUUUAUGCUUCUUCAGCUGAAGGAAUUAAACAUUUUAAAGUACAUGGACGGUCGAAGAACCCGAAAUGGGCACCUUUUUAAAAAAGUGGCCGAGAAAAUGCAAGACGCGGGGUGUAAGCGGACAGCGGAGCAGGUCCGCGUACGGUGGAAACAUCUGAAGCAGAACUACAGCAACUCUAAAAAACAAAAUCAGACAGGUGGACUCAACCGUGUCCAGUGUCCGUUUUCAGACUUGCUGGAGGAGCUGCUAGGGGGGCGGACAUUGUUCCCUGCCGAAGAAAACGGCGAGGACAUUGGAUUCCCUCCUGUGGGAUUCAGCCCUUCAACCUCAGAGAGUGUACUGGGGGCUGAGGACCUCGACGACACAAUGGAGGUUAGCCAGCAGGCUGAGGACGACUCUGAGGUGGAAGGGAUAAGCACUCCUCAGCAUCCAAGGACCACCAGCACACCUACACCAGAUGCAGCUGGGACAACAACAAUAAACCCUGCACGGAGGCGGCGCAGUGCACAGAAUAUGGACACACUUUUCCAGAGGCUGGAGGAGAUAAAUACCAGCUUGCAGCAGCAUUUGAGGGAGAGUGGAGAGAGGGAGGAACGACUGGUUCAACGAAUUAUUGACAGCAAUGCCAGUUUGGUCUCUGCGCUGCUGGAGGGCAUACAGAGCUUGCGCCCACCCACCCAUCCACACCCCACAAUGUCUCCACAUCCAGACUCCACAGUGCCUCCACAUUUAGACCCCACAAUGCCUCCACAUCCAGACCCCACUAUGCUUCCACAGCCACUGAUAGAGCACAUUAAAGAUGAAGAAUAAUAAUAAGAAUCAGUUUGUCCAUGAAUAGACACCAUCUCUAAUCUUUAAACUUAAAAGACAAAAUACAACCUACAAUUCAGUUUGUGUAAUAACUACAAAAACACACCUGUUGCAAAAUGGGGCGGAUCCCCUCCAAGUCAAGAGACAUAUCCUCGUUCAUUUUCAGGAAUUCCCUCAGGUUCAUGUCAAGUUUCUCAAACUCCAGACAAUAAUGACCAUUGAAGUUGAAAGAGUCAUUCAGACUUAUGACAUUAAACUUAUCUGAGUUGAGGGCUUUCAUUGUUUUCAGGAUGGCCUCCUGGAAUCAUGAAGAUAGAUGAAGAUAAAGUUGAUGUAAACACACUUGCCAUUGAUUCAAUUAAACAUAUCAAAUGAUAAUACACAAUUACCUCCUCUUUUGAAUCGCCAAUGGCAUUCUUUUUUACGAAUAUUUUUAGAGCCACAGUUUCUUCAGUGGUCACCUUCCGGCAUUGAGUAACCAACCCAUAGGCACCAAACCCCAGGAUUGCCUGCACCUCGUAAUCUGUAGUGGGAGAGGUGAUCCGGUCUCCGAUAUUGACUUUAAUGUCCUCCUCUUCAUCGGAGCAAACGGGUAAAAUAUCCUGUUGAUUCUCACACACCUCAGGGGAGAGGCAAAAAAAAUUUUAGACACACAGUUCCUGUGCAUAUAGCGUGUAAGUACGUGUACAUGCAGGGAUUCAUUUGUCAAACACUGUCAGGAUCAAUUAAAACCAAAAACCCACAAAAGUAGAUUAAUAUAAAUAUAUAUAUAUAUAUAUAUGUACAAUAAACUGCACGACAAUAAAACUACUAAUGAAAAUAUAAUGUUUCUACUAUCCUUCCUUUAUUUUAGAUUUGUCUUUUCCAAGUUGUCUGGUGGUGUGUUUGUGUUCAAUUUUCAGACUGGCUCAUUCAGUGUACAUGUGUUUUAUGCUGUGCUUUGAUGUCAAAGCCGUGUUUAAUUUUUUACUGUGCAUUAAGCAUCAGUGUUGUUGUCAGUUUCCUGUAUUUGUCUGCUUGGACAAUGACACUAGGGUUUUGGGUGAUUCUUCCUCACAUUCCCUGAAAUGUAAAACUGAACUACACCAAAUGACGUAUUGUCCUACUAGUAUACUGGAUCUGAUUAAUUCAAUAACUUACCACAUGAUCCAUUUAUGAAAUGUGAUGCUAAUGUGGUUUGGUAAAGAGGAUUAAUAAACCAAAUGCUCUGUUUUCCUCAAA
Solea senegalensis (Senegalese sole) is the source of this 2110-nucleotide messenger RNA. RefSeq lists its product as uncharacterized. The transcript has 3 exons. Lineage: Eukaryota; Metazoa; Chordata; Actinopteri; Pleuronectiformes; Soleidae. The record is from RefSeq and is a predicted model, not a curated record. The coding region runs from base 17 to 889 and encodes 290 amino acids.